Corylus avellana is the source of this 1384-nucleotide messenger RNA. RefSeq names its product Pectin lyase-like superfamily protein. Gene Ontology annotation, molecular function: pectinesterase activity. The record is from RefSeq and is a predicted model, not a curated record. Gene Ontology annotation, biological process: pectin catabolic process; cell wall modification. Lineage: Eukaryota; Viridiplantae; Streptophyta; Magnoliopsida; Fagales; Betulaceae.
AGAGAGAGAGAGAGAGAGAGAGAGAGAGUCUUCACUUAAAGAUCCCCCCAUUGGCCUUAACCAAAUUUUUGUGUCACGUAAUUGAGCCAUCAUGUCUUCUUCCUCUUGUUCCAUUGCCUUUGCAAUCAUCAUCUCUGUCAUCUCUAUCACUUUUCCUGCUCUUGUCCAUUCCUUGGACGCCCAAACGGUCAUCAACUCCCCUUUAUUGACAGAGAAAAUUGGCACCAACCGCACUAUCAAGGUCGAUAUUAAUGGGGAUGGAGACUUCAAAUCUGUCCAGGCCGCCAUUGAUUCUGUCCCUGAAGGGAAUUCUCAGUGGGUUAUCAUCCAUCUUAGAAAAGGGGUCUACAGAGAAAAGGUGCACAUACCAAAGAACAAGCCUUAUAUAUUCUUGAGAGGGAAUGGGAGAGGAAGAUCGGCAAUUGUAUGGGCUGAAAGCUCUGAUGAAAACGUGGCAUCUGCAACUUUUAGGGUCGAAGCCCCCAACUUCAUUGCCUUUGGGAUUAGCUUCAAGAAUGAAGCUCCCACUGGGGUUGCUUAUACCUCACAAAAUCAGUCAGUGGCAGCAUUUGUUGCUGCAGACAAAGUUGCAUUUUAUCACUGUGCAUUCUACAGUACACACAACACUCUGUUUGAUUACAAAGGCAGGCAUUACUAUGAUAAUUGCUACAUCCAAGGCUCAAUCGACUUUAUCUUUGGCCGUGGCAGAUCAAUCUUCCAUAGCUGUGAGAUCUUUGUGAUUUCAGACAAGAGGGUGAAGAUUCAUGGAUCUGUGACAGCUCAAAAUAGGCAAAGUGCAAACGAGAAUAGUGGGUUUGUGUUUGUCAAAGGAAAGGUGUAUGGCAUUGGUGGUGUCUACUUGGGAAGAGCCAAAGGUGCAUAUUCCAGAGUGAUUUUUGCAAAGACAUAUCUCUCUAAAACCAUUGUGCGAAAGGGUUGGACUAAUUGGAGCUAUGAUGGCACCACAGAGAAUCUUCACCACGCCGAGUUCAAGUGCCAUGGACCAGGAUCCAAGUCAGAAGAGCGUGCUCCUUGGUCUAAAAAACUCACUGAAAAGGAAGCUGCUCCAUUCCUCACUAUAGAUUAUAUUGAUGGCAAAGAAUGGCUGCCUGUGUGGCUAUGAAGAAACAAAUCAUGGCAUAUGAAUGGAGUGCAGAGACUCCAUGUUUGAGUUACAUGAUUUUUUAUGAUACUUUCUCGCGAUUGCUUUUAGCCUAUAUAGUUGAAUCUAGGUGCAUGGCAUGCAGCUUUGGGCUACCAAUAUAGUAUCAAGAAUGUACAAUGCGAAUGGAGUAAUAUAUUGUAACUUUUCGUAUUAAAUUCAAAAACCAAAUAGAUAUUUGUUUCUUGUUCUCUUGUUGCAUUGAAUGCUACAUUUAAACCG